Psilocybe cubensis is the source of this 1548-nucleotide messenger RNA. RefSeq lists its product as uncharacterized. NCBI's taxonomy places the organism in Eukaryota, Fungi, Basidiomycota, Agaricomycetes, Agaricales, Agrocybaceae. The record is from RefSeq and is a predicted model, not a curated record. The transcript is spliced from 4 exons. Bases 1 to 1548 code for a protein of 515 amino acids.
AUGGCUCUUCGGUCUACUAUUGAAUAUGUCCAUAUCUCCCAGAUAGCCAAUGACGAUUCGAAAUCAGACUCGACCCAUAUAGCCAAUAGCGAUUCAAAAUCAGACUCAACAACUGGCGGCAAAACUCAUCAUACUAUCAAAGGCAAAUCUGACUCGGAUCAAUCAGCACUAGAAUUUCUUGCAACAGGACCUCCCAACGAUUUCAGCAAUAUGCCAGCGAGUCCAUUGCGAGAUGUAUCACCUCCCGACUCAGACUUUUCCAUUAACUGUCGAUGUGGAGCCACUGGAAAUGGAAAUGUGUUAUAUCGCAAUGACAUUGAAGGAGCUGUAAUUCAAUGCUCGAGAUGCUUAGAGUGGUCUCAUAUUGCAUGUCAGCGAAAUGGAACUGCAUGCAGACUUGGAAACCGCUCACGUUUCAUUUGCUACAAGCACAACGAAAGGCCUCCCAGAUUUCCAGUUCGUCGUUCAUCAAGAAAACCUUCACAGGCUGCUCUUCGGAAGGAAAUGGAAGAACGCACUCUGUCUUCUCUGCCGUUAAACAAGAGGCUCCGUUGUGGUAGAGGUGUACUUGUUAAACACCAGGGCUUUUGGUAUCCCGGGCGCUUAAUUUCGCUUGAAGAUUCGGAUGGACUUUUGACGAUACGAUGGUGGAGAGGCUGUGAGUUUAUAUUGCCCCCACCUGCACAGAUAAAUGGAAUGUCCCGUGUGCCAUUGAAAGAUGUGGUUGACUCGCUAUGGGGAGAUGUACAUGCACGACGUCAGAUACAGCUUGGGAAAUGGACACCUACCUGGCUUCUUCCUGACGCUGAUGAUAUCAUGAGCGACUCAUCCAUCGGAUAUUCGACCAUGGUUGAUUCUGCAUUAUCUCCAGCUCGUGAUAUACUCACGGAACUUCUUCUCGAACCUGAAAAGGUUGAUUCUGCCCUUGUUCCGGCCAAAGCAUGGCUUGAAGCAAGUCAGAAAGAUAUUUCCAAGGAGAUUGUUGCACACACGGGUCCAUUGACUCCAAUCGAGUGUGCACAAAUUAUAAACUGGUUUGAGGCCAAUGUUGCAAUGGGCGAUAGGUCUUUGCGUCGCUUCUGGACCUCACUUCUUCCACUGGCGCAUGCAUAUACAGUUUAUAUUGCCUCGCUCAUUGCUGACACGAAACCUUCAACAGAACACCGCAAUAUGUCUCUAAUAGAGAGAGCAUGGAUCGCCCAGUGCACACCAAAGAGCCGCCGCAUCAUUAAAAAGGUGGAUGUUGAUCUUGAAUGUCUUUCACUUCUAGAAGAAGAGAUGUUUGAGCAUUCUAUUUGCUCUGGACCUGCAGGCAACAAACCAUGGGGUAAGGACGUCGGAAACCAUCAAGAUAACUGGGGUCCCUAUCAAGAUCUACCCUCCCAUUGGAAUGGUGGUGACCGUGACCCAUUUGAACAUGAAGAAGAACUAGAAUAUGGACCUAAUUAUGUUGAUCUGCCAAAGAGACCAGUCCAAGCGCCCUCUAAUGAACCGCGGCCCAAGCCAAGGCCAAUCCUAAAGCAUCGUCGACAUAAGAUGUUGGAUUAG